Owenia fusiformis is the source of this 757-nucleotide messenger RNA. The record is from the annotation of a GenBank genome assembly. Lineage: Eukaryota; Metazoa; Annelida; Polychaeta; Sabellida; Oweniidae.
UACCGACAUAUUUCCAGACAUAUGUAAGGCAGUGGAUGAAUGUGAUGAAUCGGAAAUUACUUAGGAAUUCUUUAUGUUGAGUGAGGAGUGGGGAAUUUGCGAUGAGAUUACUGUAACAGAAAAUAGUCAACGACAUGUAUGUGAAGAGCAGUGUCCUGUUUUUGUAAAUUAUUAAGUACAUGUAAUUGAAAUGGAACACACAAAGACUUUAUCAAUAAGGAAGAUACAUGAGAAACUUUUGAGGCAACCAGAGUUGGAUUUAUUUCAAGUAUUUUUUUCAAUUAUUCCACUAAAUCAAGGUAAUAUUUUAACCAAUCGAAAUGCAAUCAAAGGGAAAUGGUGCCGUAUAAUGAAGAAAGUACUUAGUAAAAGUAGAGCAUCUGAUAAAGAAAAACAGGAACAGCUUUUAAAUGGAUUGAUAACUCUCGAGUUUAAGCACCAAAUGAAUAAAAAUCUUAAAACUGUAAAAAGUAGUGAGAUAUUUGAGAAAAAGAAGUGUACAAAUAAGAAGUCUAAGUGGUCCUCUGACACUGAAUUGAUCAAACAAUUUAAGAGAAGUGUCAUUAGGCUAAAACUACAACUUAGCAAAUGUAAGAAAACCUUAGCAGAGGUCAAGUUAGGUAAAAAUCAAGUUAAGGAACAAGUCAAGAAAGAUAAGUAAAUCAAAAAAUGAAGAACUCUUAAGAACCAAAAAUGAACGUCUCAAGCUAAAAGCAAAAAAUAAGAAACUAAAGAGACUUUCAGCUUUACAAACAGA